Molecule: messenger RNA, 1912 nt
Organism: Paramormyrops kingsleyae
Lineage: Eukaryota; Metazoa; Chordata; Actinopteri; Osteoglossiformes; Mormyridae
Product: zinc finger C2HC domain-containing protein 1A-like
Source: RefSeq, a predicted model, not a curated record
AAAAAAAACUCUUUCUUGGGAUUUCACAGUCAUAAACGUUGAGAAGGUUUACAAUAGUUCCAUAUUUUUCCUUGAAACACUAAAAUAUGCAUGCAUCCUCUAACCGCGUGUGCUGGUUAGGUCAUGUUAGAUAUAGGCUAUUUGUUAAAAAUGUUCAUUCUCUGAAGAUGGCAUUCAAGCUUGAAUUAAUGAUUUUUUGCUAGAAGAAUUUUAAGAUAGCUGCGUGCUGUUAGUACAGCUUACCCCCCUUUGAAAAGAGAGAAUGACCUUCGCUUCGUCCUGGCUUGACCAGGAAGAGAGCCAAUGAAAUAGGUUUAUACUGGACUGUGAAGCGGCUUUGGAGACGAGCUGUAGCCGCAUCUCAGGGUGUAUAUGAAGGAAAGAUGGAGGAGACUGGGGUUUUAGAAACUCCACCCCCCUGCAAGGAGCUGAAGCCUUGCAAGGUGUGUGGGAGGACGUUUUUCCCCGGAGUCCUGAAGAAGCAUGUCCCCAUCUGCCAAAAGAAUGCAGCAAAGAAACGGAAGACGUUCAACUCCAGUAGACAGAGGGCGGAAGGGACCGAUAUUCCCACCAUAAAGCCUUUGAAACCAAAGCCCGAACCACCCAAAAAGCCGUCAAACUGGCGAAGGAAACACGAGGAGUUCCUCACCACCCUCCGAGCCGCCAAAGGCGUGACCCAAGCCGUGAAAGAAGGGGGCCCCCUCCUGCCCCCACCCCCGCCCUCCUAUGACCCAGACUACAUCCAGUGUCCCUACUGCCGGCGGAGGUUUGGCCAGAGCGCUGCCGAUCGGCACAUCGCCUUCUGCAAAGAGCAGGCCGCCCGCAUCCCCAACAAGGGGAAGAUUGCCGGGGAGGGAAAGGCAAAGCUUCCGGCCAGGUCCCUGUACAAGCCUCCGCUGGCGAAGAGGGACGGCCCUGCAGCGGCCUCUGUAACAUCUCCAUCCUCACGGCUCCCUCAGAGAUCUCUGCAAGGACAAUAUGGCGGAGGGAAACCCCCCAACAGAGCGCCCUCUGCUGGUCUCAUCAGGAAUGCCCCCUCAGCUUCCCCGCCAUCUCGUUUCGGUCCCUCUGGCGCAGCGGAGUUCCCGCCUGGGCCACCGUGUUCUCCCGGCUCGCUGAGGACCACACCUGGGAUUGGAACUAACAGCAGGAGAGUGCAUUAUGCGGACAACAAUUCCUUGAGAAAUGAAGUUCCACCUGACUUAGAGGACCAGGAUGGGUCUCGAAGGCAGUGGUCUAAGUUCUGCCACGAGUGUGGGGCAAAAUACCCAGUGGAAAGGGCCAAGUUCUGCUGUGAGUGUGGUGUGGCAAGGCUGCGGGUCUGACCCCCAUCUUGACACUAGGUGCUGCAUGUAGACUUGCUUUUAAGCCCAUCCAAGGACACAAGAUGCAGAAUUAAGAUGCCAGCAUAAUGACAUUUCUGCUAAAGCCAGCUGUGAUGUCACACGCCCUCAAAGCCUGACUCAGAGGCUUUUGCUGCUUUCCGUUUGCUCAGGUUCCUUUUUGAAUCUGUUUUCAAAGUGCAACAUGUCAUGUCCAGUAAUUGGUCAGUGGUAGUACUGAAGUCAGGAUUGGAUGGUAGAAAGAAAAAUGUAGGUCAGGGGUCUUGUUUUCUUUAUUUGUGAAGGUUGGGAGGGUUGUGGGUUUGAUUCCCACUCCUGGCUCUGUAUGCAUGGAGUUUGCAUGGAGUUCUCCCCUGUUUGUUUGGGUGUCUUCACACUUGUCACAAACAUGCUGUUAAACGAGUUGUCAUCUCUGAAUUGGCCAUGGUGUGUGAAUGUGUCCUGUGAUGGACUAGCACCCCCUGCAAGGUCUCCCCUGCCCUAUGCCCUGUGAUGGACUGGCACCCCCUGCCCUAUGCCCUGUGAUGGACUGGCACCCCCUGCCCUAUGCCCUGUGAUGGACUGGCACC